Molecule: messenger RNA, 743 nt
Organism: Gossypium raimondii (Peruvian cotton)
Lineage: Eukaryota; Viridiplantae; Streptophyta; Magnoliopsida; Malvales; Malvaceae
Product: glycine-rich RNA-binding protein 2, mitochondrial
Exons: 5
Coding region: 176-595 (139 amino acids)
Molecular function (GO): RNA binding
Source: RefSeq, a predicted model, not a curated record
AUGCACCCACACCGUAUCUAAGCAAAACUCCUUAAACCUCCCUUUUAUUAAACGAUGCAAGAGAUUAUAUUUUUCUCCAUUGUGGCUCAAAGCUCUUAAACCCUAGCAGCUUCAUUCGUUUCUUGCUGUUUCUCUCACAAAUUUCUUUGUCCUUUUUCUCUUCUUAAAGCAUAUUAUGGCAUUUUCUAGCAAACUUGGAAGCCUUCUGAGGUUAAAUGGGCAAAUCCCAGCUACAUCCAUUCUUAGCUCUAUUCACUGCAUGUCCACAUCAACCAAAAAGCUUUUUAUUGGAGGCCUUUCAUAUGGAACUGAUGAUCAAACUCUCAAGGAAGCAUUUUCCGGGUUUGGUGAUGUGACAGAAGCUAAGAUUAUCAUCGAUAGAGACACUGGGAGGUCUAGGGGUUUCGGUUUUGUAAACUUUGCUGAUGAUGAAUCUGCCAGCAAUGCCUUGUCAGCCAUGGAUGGUCAGGAACUCAAUGGCCGAAAUAUUCGAGUAAGUUAUGCCAAUGAAAGACCUAGUGGCGGCCCUCGAGCUUAUGGUGGUAAUGGUGGUUUCCGUGGUGGUGAUAGUUUCGGUAGGGAUGCUGGUUACUAGGCUCUCGCAUCAAAAUCUUUCCAUAAUCAUGUUCCUAGAGCUAGUAGAUUUGAUGAUACAGUUAUUUAUAUUCGAAUUAUAUGCUAAAACUUAUGCAACUAGUUUUCUGUAGUUAGAGGUUAAUUAAUUGUGAUUUUGUCCUUGAAAA